AUGUCCUCAGAGCAGUGCCCUUCUCACCUGAGGAGGAACCCAGACCGGCGAGGGGCCCCUGAGCCCAGGAAGGCGAGCAGGCCGGCCGGGACCGCGAGUGCCUGGCGGAGUGGCAGUCCAGGGCCAAGGUUGGUGUUCAACCGUGUCAAUGGCCGGCGGCCCCUUGCCACUCCUCCAUCCUUGGAGGUACCCCAGGAGACUUACACGUUAGCACACGAGGAGAAUGUCCGCUUUGUGUCAGAAGCAUGGCAGCAGGUGGAGCAACAGCUGGAUGGCGGCCUGGCCGGUGAGAGUGGGCCAAGGCCUGUGCAGUAUGUGGAAAGGACCCCUGACCCCCGGCUGCAGAACUUUGUGCCCAUUGACCUGGAUGAAUGGUGGGCGCAGCAGUUCCUGGCUAGAAUCACCAACUGUUCCUAGCAGCUGCCCUGGGCGGAAUGCUGCCAUUGCAGACCUCUGCCAGAAGAGGCCUCCGGUGUCUGC
Messenger RNA from Dipodomys ordii (Ord's kangaroo rat), 480 nucleotides. RefSeq names its product family with sequence similarity 195, member A (gene Mcrip2). Bases 1 to 417 code for a protein of 138 amino acids. Lineage: Eukaryota; Metazoa; Chordata; Mammalia; Rodentia; Heteromyidae. The record is from RefSeq and is a predicted model, not a curated record. The transcript has 5 exons.